AAAUCCUUCCUCAAGUUGAGUAAAUUUUCCUGUGAAUUGAGAAAACAAACAUGGAGAACAAAGAAGAAGAUGUAAGAUUAGGAGCAAACAAAUAUUCAGAGAGGCAAGCGAUUGGGACGGCAGCACAGAGUGACAAGGAUUAUACAGAGCCACCACCAGCGCCACUAUUUGAGGCAGGAGAAUUGACGUCUUGGUCAUUCUAUCGUGCUGGAAUUGCUGAGUUCAUGGCCACUUUCCUCUUCCUUUACAUCACUAUCUUAACAGUGAUGGGUGUUUCAAAGUCUAAGUCCAAAUGCUCCACUGUUGGUAUUCAAGGCAUUGCUUGGGCUUUUGUGGGCAUGAUCUUUGCCCUUGUCUACUGUACUGCUGGCAUUUCUGGAGGACACAUAAAUCCAACAGUGACCUUUGGGCUGUUCUUGGCAAGGAAACUGUCGUUGACAAGGGCAGUGUUCUACAUGGUGAUGCAGUGUCUUGGUGCUAGGGAUUCACAUGUCCCUCUUUUGGUACCAUUGCCUAUUGGAUUUGCUGUGUUCCUGGUACACUUGGCCACAAUUCCAAUCACUGGUUUCUCUGCUGCUGCAUCUUAGUUCAUGCUUGCAGAUGCUGU
Molecule: messenger RNA, 607 nt
Organism: Nicotiana tabacum (common tobacco)
Lineage: Eukaryota; Viridiplantae; Streptophyta; Magnoliopsida; Solanales; Solanaceae
Source: RefSeq, a predicted model, not a curated record